AGUGGUGAUAUAACAAAAGUGAUCAGAGAGACCAGAGUUUAGAGUUCGCUUUAGUUUCAUCGUCCUCGAUGACAGAACCUGAAGUGAUUCACUCAUGGUCUGCCCCAAGGUCACUCAGCACCAGCCUCAUGUACUCCUUUGCAGAGAGAGAUGACAUCGAAGUUGUCGACGAGCCCCUGUAUGCAGCAUUUCUCAAAGCUACAGGUGUUGAUAGGCCAUACAGAAACGAGGUUCUCUCCAAGAUGGAGUGCAAUGGACAUAAGGUAGUGAAAGAUAUCAUUUAUGGAUCAGGAUCAAAGAAGUUCCGGCACUGUAAGCAUAUCUCCAAACAACGGCUUUUCGGUUUGCCAAAUGAACUGAUGAGCAAAGGAAAGCACUUCAUACUGAUAAGAAAUCCACUUAACAUACUGCCUUCCUUUGAGAAGAUACACCCUUCAUCGUUUCUUGAACUAGGCUUGGGGGAACUAGUGUCGAUAUACAGUGAUCUCUGUCAGAUGGGAACACCACCACCAGUCAUCGAUGCAGAUGAGCUUCAGCGAGAUCCUGAGACCACGUUACGAGGUCUUUACAAUGAUUUGGAGAUUCCAUUUCAAGCUUCUAUGCUUAAGUGGGAGGCUGGUCCUAUACCAGAAGAUGGAGUAUGGGCACCAUGGUGGUACAAGAGUGUGCACGAGUCAACUGGUUUCUCAUCUCCAAAGAAGUAUCCUCGUACAUUCCCUUUGUCGCAUUACGAUUUGCUGGAGCAAAGUCUACCACUUUACAACAUUCUAAGGAGCCAUGUGAAGCACAAGUCAUCACUCUUGAGUAGUCCCUUGCCUCCUCCUAGUCUCCCGGUUCCUGAAAACGCAAAACUUCUUGCAUGGGUUGGUGACGAGCUUUUGCCUCGUGAGAUGGCAAAGGUUUCAGUUUUUGACUCGGUUGUGCAAGGUGGUGACUCAGUAUGGGAAGGACUCAGGAUUUACAAGGGGAAGAUAUUCAAGCUUGAAGAACAUCUAGAUCGGCUAUUUGAUUCAGCUAAGGCUCUGGCUUUCGAAAAUGUUCCAUCUCGUGAAGAGAUAAAAGAAGCUAUCUUCAGAACUCUCAUAACAAAUGGUAUGUUUGACAAUACACAUAUCAGGUUGUCCCUAACUCGAGGCAAAAAGGUAACUUCUGGAAUGAGCCCUGCGUUUAAUCGAUAUGGAUGCACACUUAUUGUGCUUGCGGAAUGGAAGCCAGCAGUGUAUGACAAUGAUGGUGGGAUUGUGCUGAUGACUGCAACUACACGCCGCAACUCGCCUAAUAAUUUGGAUUCCAAGAUUCGUCAUAACAACCUUCUCAAUAACAUACUAGCAAAGAUUGAAAGUAACAACGCGAAUGCUGCGGAUGCCAUUAUGCUUGACAAAGAUGGUUAUGUAUCUGAAACCAAUGCAACCAACAUUUUUAUGGUGAAGAAAGGACGUGUUCUUACUCCCCAUGCAGAUUACUGUCUCCCUGGCAUAACAAGAGCUACCGUCAUGGAACUUGUGGUUAAAGAGAAUCUCAUCUUAGAAGAACGAAGAAUCAGUCUCUCUGAAUUUCAUACAGCAGAUGAGUUAUGGACAACUGGAACCACGGGAGAACUUAGCUCGGUUAUGAAAAUCGACGGACGUGUGAUUGGUGAUGGAAAAGUUGGACCGGUAACGAGAACACUGCAAAACGCUUACAAGAAACUGACGGAUUCAGGUGUGCUAAUACCCACAUACCAAGCAGCCUGAGAUACCAAAAAAGAGUGGUGGUAAUAAAGAAGUGCGUCUUGGCUUUAACUUCUAGAAAGACACUACUCGGUCAAAUUAUAUUUAAUUCAGCGUUCUUUGUUUGACCUAACGUGAGAACUGAGAAGUAUGACCAUUAAUAAAUAAAGCGACCACGUAUCGAGACUAGACACAAUCUCGAAAUUAGAUCUUUUGCCAUUUCAUUUAUGGAAAUUAUUAAA
Messenger RNA from Brassica oleracea var. oleracea, 1951 nucleotides. RefSeq names its product branched-chain-amino-acid aminotransferase-like protein 1. Lineage: Eukaryota; Viridiplantae; Streptophyta; Magnoliopsida; Brassicales; Brassicaceae. The record is from RefSeq and is a predicted model, not a curated record. Gene Ontology annotation, molecular function: catalytic activity. Gene Ontology annotation, biological process: carboxylic acid metabolic process.